AUGGGAGGAUUCGCUCCUCCUAUCCCGCAGGAUGACAGCAACUGGGAGAUCCGCGUGGCGGUGCUGCUGAGCCUCUUCUUCCAAACGGUCCUCAUCUUCGUGGGUCCCAUCCGUAGGCGUUCGUCCUCGCCGGUGAUCAGCUUCCUCAUCUGGUCAUGCUACCUCCUCGCCGACUGGGUCGCGGACCUCGCUCUCGGCCUCCUCCUCAAUAACAUGGGCAACAUCGGCGGCAAAUCCAGCUCGUCCUCUACCAUUGCCUCCGUCACUAGCCCUGAUAAUAGCCCCAUCAUCUUUGCCUUCUGGACACCGUUCCUGCUGCUCCACCUGGGGGGCCCUGACACCAUCACCGCCUACUCCAUCGAGGACAAUGAGAUGUGGCUUCGCCAUCUCAUAGGCUUCCUCUUCGAGCUCUUCUCAGCCUCUGUCAUCUUCUUCUGCUCCCUCAAGGGCAACCCCAUGAUUCCCGCCACUGUCCUCAUGUUUGUCGUUGGCAUUAUCAAGUACGGUGAGCGCACCUACUCGCUCUACUCCGGAAGCAUCAACGGCUUCCGCGAGAGCAUCCUCGGUCCUCCUGACCCGGGCCAAAACUACGCCAAGUUCAUGACCGAGUUCGACUCCAGGGAGCAGGCCGGCCUGGAUGUCGAGAUCGUCAUCUCCGGUGCAGACAGCGAGGCCAAGAGGGCCUUGGCCGACCUGGAGGAAGCCAAGGCCGCACGCGCGGUGGGGAAUACCACCAUGAGCCUUGAGCAGCAGGCGUUCAACUUCUUCCUCAUCUUCCGGCGCCUCUUCGUCGACCUCAUCCUGAACUACGAGGAGAACAGUAUCAGCCACGCAUACUUCCUCGAGCGUGAAGAGGUAUCGUACUCGCCGACCAAAGCCUUCCUUGUCAUUGGCGUGGAGCUCAACUUCAUCUACGACAUGGUGUACACCAAGGGCCCUGUCACCUACCGCAAGGCCGGCUGCGUCCUCCGCUUCAUCGCCUCCGCCUGCCUCAUCUCCUCCCUCCUCAUUUUCAUCCACCACGACAAGGGCGGCUUCACGCACAUUGACAUCGCCAUCACCUACGCGCUGCUCCUCGGUGGCGUGGGGCUCGACAUCGCCGCGCUCGCCAUGCUCCUCUUCUCCCAUCGGAUGCUCAUCUUCCUCGAGAAGACGGAGUGGCUGCAGUGGCUCGCGUGGACCGUCCGGUCCAUGCGCGUGCGGCUGCGGAGCUGGUCAGAGAAGACCUCACAGCUAAACCUCGUGAGCUACUGCCUGGGGGGCAAGCGGGACGGCCUCCGCCGCCCCGCGCUGAUGGUCCGGGCGCUCGCUAGGGUGUCUGAGAUGCUGCACGUCCAGGAGAUCUUCCACGACUUCUUCUUCAUCCAGCGUGAGCAUCUCUCGAGGAGACAGGGCCUCCUUGAUUUUCUUUUUACUGUGGCCAAGGAGAGGUCCAUCAAAGCCAAGAUGGUGGCUUCCGGAGCUUUCAAGGAAGCAUGCAGCUCGCGCGGCCAGGGAGCCCUCACGGAGCUUCAUGGGCAGAUCAAGGAGAACCUGAACAAAUGGACAAGAGAAGCCGCACAUAAGGAAGAGCGCGAGGCGGUCAUCAAACGACAGGUGAAUGAAAAGCUCGCUGUACUUACAGACAGCGUGGAGAGGCAGUUCCACGAGUCCUUGCUGGUGUGGCACAUCGCGACGGACCUAUGCUGCCACCCACUUGAGACUACGGUGGCGACCGAGGACACGAGCAUGAUGAGGCUGGUCAGCGAGACCUUGUCAGAGUACAUGCUGUACCUGCUCAUCAAGCAGCCGGAUAUGUUACCGCCGGGCAUCGGGCUGGUCCUGUACCGUGACACCUGCGCAGAGGCAAAGCUGUUCUUCAAGUCUGCGGCAGCGUGGGACCCGGACCACCGCGACGCGCGGAGGAUGCUGCUGGGGGUGAACACGACCAUGGAGCCGUCAGCGGUGAAUGGCACCCGGUGCAGGUCGGUGCUGUUCAAGGGCGUGAUCCUGGGCAAGGCGCUGAGGGAUCUGGGAGACGACCUGAUGUGGCAACUGGUGGCCAGGGUGUGGGAGGAGAUGCUUACGUACGCGGCAGGCAAGUGCCGGGGUAGCACGCACCUACCGCAGCUCAGUCGUGGUGGCGAGCUCAUAACCAUGGUCUGGUUCCUCAUGGCGCACAUGGGCGUCGGGGACAUGUACGAGAUCAACGAGAGAGAUGGCGUGCCCAAGCUCAUCGUCCGUGGCCAGUAG
This is a messenger RNA of Triticum turgidum subsp. durum (durum wheat), 2232 nucleotides long. NCBI's taxonomy places the organism in Eukaryota, Viridiplantae, Streptophyta, Magnoliopsida, Poales, Poaceae. The record is from the annotation of a GenBank genome assembly.